AUGUUCUUCAUGCACGAGGAAUUCAAUUUGCUGCUUUUGUGCAGCGAGGAGGGGCCCAAGGACACUGCUGUAAACACGAGACAGCCUGAGAGCCCGCACGCCGACACGCCUCCUCCUCAGUCUCACUUUUAUGCAAAGUUCCUUCCUCUUGCUGUGGCUCUUCGGGCGCUGGGAGCUGGCGCUACACGGCCUCAGUUCUGUGAAGCGAGACCGCACAAGCCUCUGACUGACACCGGGCCUCACAGGUUCACGGGGCGCUCACCUCUGCUCCGCACGCACACUCCUGCUGCCGUGUUCCAAAGACUCCCUCAGCUGUCACCGCGGAUCAUGUUUCCUGCCACUCUUCCUCCCAUUCAGUUUAAUUAG
Molecule: messenger RNA, 366 nt
Organism: Knipowitschia caucasica
Lineage: Eukaryota; Metazoa; Chordata; Actinopteri; Gobiiformes; Gobiidae
Source: the annotation of a GenBank genome assembly